AUGGCGACAACGGCGGGAUUCCCUGGCGGGCGUCCGGCCCUUGCCACCGGCCCGAGAAAGUCGAAUGCUUCGAAUCUGACCUGCUCAAGAGGAGCUGUGCGCUGCGCCGCCAAUCUGCGAGGUACCCUCCCCGAGGGCCUUCCCAGCCUGGGCCUGGGCACGAUCGCCUGGGGCGACGAGGGCUACGGCUUCAACACAGCCUACCGGGAGAAGGACCUGCGGGAGGCCUUCGAGGCCGCGGUGACGCGCGGGGUGGCGCUGUUCGACACCGCGGAGGUGUACGGCUACAAGUCGGGGAAGGUGGGCCAGAGCGCCGAGCACCUGCUGGGGCUGUUCGCCAAGGAUGCGGAGGCGGGGGGGCAGGCCGGCGCCUUCGUGGGCUCCAAGGUGUUCACAAUACCAUGGACCAAUAUGCUGAUGGGGGGGGGCUUCCGCACGGGUCGCAAGCAGCUUGUGGAGGCGUGCAAGGCGAGCGUGGAGAGAAUGGGGGGCCGGCGGCUGGACCUGUGGUCGAUCCACUUCCCGUUUCCGACCUUCGGCCAGGGGACGCUGAUGGACGCGCUGGAGGAGGCGAUGGACUUGGGGCUGACCAAUGCGGUGGGCGUCAGCAACUACAACCUGGCGCAGAUGGAGGAGGCGCACGGUUUGCUGGAGAGGAGGGGGAUCCAGUUGGCGACCAACCAGGUCAAGUACAGCGUUUUGUCCCGGGAGCCGGAGACGUCCGGCCUGCUGGACCGCGCGAGGGAGCUGGGCGUCCGGGUCGUCGCGUACAGCCCUCUGGACGGGGGCAGACUGGCCAGGCGAGGCGGGGGGGAUGCCAAGAUCGCGGAGUUGCUCAAGCUGAUGGAGUUCAUCGGGGUGGCCAACGGCGGGCGCAGCGCGGCGCAGGUGGCGCUGAGCUACCUGGUGGCCAGGGGGGCGACGCCCAUCCCGGGCGUCAAGACGGCGGGCCAGGUGGAGGCGCACGCUGGCGCGGUGGGCUGGGGCCCGCUGGACGAGAACGAGGUAGGCGUCAUCUCGGAGAAGGUCGAGUACUUGGGGCUCUGA
This is a messenger RNA of Ostreobium quekettii, 1047 nucleotides long. The record is from the annotation of a GenBank genome assembly. Lineage: Eukaryota; Viridiplantae; Chlorophyta; Ulvophyceae; Bryopsidales; Ostreobiaceae.